AUGACAGAACAGACAGAGGGAACUCUGGAGGAUACACAAACAGAGGAGGUGUGCUAUGUAAGUAACCAGAGAGGUUACAACAAAGUUUAUGGUAACUACAGCAGCAAUCCAAACCUUUCUUAUCGCAGCACAAAUGUAGAGAAUUCCCAAGAUCAAGUGUAUCCACCUCAACAAGGGCAACACCAAGGAGGUCAACAAACUGUGUACUUCAAGAGAAGUUAUCCUCCAAAGACAUUUGGAGCUCCUAAUCACGGUUCUACUCAGGCUCAAGCAGGCAGUAGCUCAAUUCAAGACUCUGACAUGAAGACAAUGCUCCAGCAAAUCAUCAAGGGACAAGCUAGUGGAGCUAGUGAGCUCAACACAAAGCUGGCCGAGAUAAACAGCAAGGUCGACUGUUCUUACAACGAUCUUAACAAGAAGUUGGAAUCCUUGAACUCAAAAGUUCAACAAUUGGAAGCCAAGAGCAGCAACCCUUCCUCUUCUAAGGGUAUGCUUUCAGGAAAACCCAUUCCAAACCCUAAAGAGUAUGUGCAAGCAAUAACUCUUAAGAGUGGACGAGUUCUACCUGAAUGUGUUGCUCCGGCUAGAAGCAAUGAGGACAUUGUGAUUCAAGAGGAGGAGGAGUCAGUCGACAUUGAAGCUGAUGAUAGCAUUAAGAAGGAACCAGCAGAGCCAGAGACACAUAACAAGAAGAAUAGCACAGCAGAGCCAUCAAAAGGCAAUAAGAAGAUGAGUGAAACUCUUUUUGUUCCUCCACCUUUCAAACCGAUGCUGCAUUUUCCCACAAGGUUCAAGAAACAAAUGGCAGAAAAGUGCAAGAGAGUAUUCAAUCAGCAGAUGUCUGAAAUUAUUCUUAAAAUCCCCAUCAUAGAUGCUUUCAUGAUGAUCAAACCUUAUCAGAAAUUUCUGAAGGAUGCUAGGAGAGAACCAAAGAAGUCCAAGGCAUGGUCGUUUUAUCUAAGGACUGUAGUGCCAUAA
Messenger RNA from Microthlaspi erraticum, 978 nucleotides. The record is from the annotation of a GenBank genome assembly. Lineage: Eukaryota; Viridiplantae; Streptophyta; Magnoliopsida; Brassicales; Brassicaceae.